CGAGAAUUCAUGUUGUGAAUGUGCACUCAAGUCAUACACUCUAGAUAUCGCCUCUAAUGUGAUCUCUAUGCAUAGCUAGCUAUACUAUGCGAGAUCGAGAGCGAGUAGAACGUAUAUCCACGCGUUGUACGAGAAUUUUGAGAAACAUGCCUUGUAAAAUAAGCGGAGAAAAUUGCAUAAAUCAUCAUUAUGGAACAACAUAGCCUCGAUUUGUGCUUUGCAAUAGCCAUAAUAUAUUGUUUGCAGUGCUGUUUUGGCUUUUCGGACCUUUCCUUCUUGGCUGAACCUCGGGAUGGGGUAGUACCUUUGAAUACGUCGCUUCUACUCCAGUGUGAAGCAGCAGGGUUAGAGCCAAUCAGCUAUUAUUGGAAGCACAACGAGGAGCAUCUCUAUCAGUCUCCCAGAUGGAGAGUGUUGAAUGGUUCUUUAAGCAUCGGAGCUGUGGACCAGACCACAACGGGUAUCUACCAGUGCUGUGCUCGCAACCAAGUGGGUGCACUUUGCUCGAGAAAUGCGACAGUGUCUCUCACACGGAUUGGGGUUCCUGAAGUCCUGCCAGACAAUACGCAAGUCCAAGAGGGAGCAUCGAUACGACUCCUCUGCCAAGUAGAUGCUUCUUCAUAUGGGAGGUUAAAGGUCAUGUGGCUCAAAGGUGGCAUUCCUCUGCUCUCGGGAACUCCAAGAAUCAUCCAACUACCUGAAUAUGGUGCGAUACUCCAUAUUACCUCAGCUCAGUCCAGCGACUCAGGCCUUUACAGCUGUAAUGUGAGCAAUGAAUUCGAAGAGAGUCAGACCAGUGCAGAAAUGACCGUCUCGGUCACGACAAGAACGUUAGAGUCUCCUUGGGGCAUCUUGGCUGGCCCUGAAGACAUGGAUGCAAUGGCUGGCAGUGAUGUCAUACUGGAGUGUCUGCUGACAGGCCAGGAGAAUGUGGAUGUCACUUGGAAGCGAACAGAUAGAAGGGAUAUCACUCUUCAAGAGAGUACGUCUUACGGACAUCAUAACCUCCAGUUGAGAAACGUUUCAUUGGACGAUCAAGCAACAUACCAGUGCAUCGCCCUCAACUUGCUGACGGGGGAGGAAGAUAUGGUCUCUGCAUUGUUAUACAUCCUGCAGCCGCCCUACUUCCGGUUACCUGUCGAGGAUAAAGAGAAGAGUGAAAGUGUGACUGGGCGUAUGACCUGCUUUGUGGGCGGGAAACCCCCUCCCAUCGUCACAUGGUACAAGGAUGGUGAACUGGUCCCUAUCAAGGGGCGGGUCAGCCAAACGACCCCUAUCAGGGGUCAUGCGGGUGAGAUGGUGCGUAGCAUGCUGGUCAUCUGGAACUCCAUGGUUGAGGACAUUGGCGUCUACCAAUGCGUCGCUACUAACGAGGCAGGGACUGUGUCGGGAGCUAUGUUCUUCAAUGUCAAAGUGCCAGAGAACAGGCCGUUCCGACCGAAUAAUGUGACUGCCAUUGUGAGUGAUAGCCACUCCAUCACAGUGAGAUGGAAACCUGUGCCACAGCCAGAUGUCAAAGGCUACUCCAUUUACUACUACCCAACACCAGAUGGUUCAUGGGCAGCCGAGGUAGCCCGUAUGAAUGACACAGAAGUGGUAUUAGGUCAGCUGCAGCCCUAUACUAACUACACCAUCCAAGUGAAGACAUUUAUCACUCAUGGUGGCAGUAAUCUCACAGAGCCUGUCUAUGCUUCCACCAAGGAGACCUUCCCAGACAGUGCCCCAUGGUUCUGGCUGACUAGUAGCAGUCCAUUCAGCCUUAACAUCUCGUGGCUACCUCUACUAUUAGAAGAUAGCAAUGGACAUGUGCAUAUGUACAAGAUCUGUUACAAGCAAGAGGCAGCCAUUGAUGGGAGUUAUAACUGCUUUGAGAAGGCUGCAGGAAUCAACUCCAUGGUCCUCAAUAACCUUGAGGCUGCUACACGAUACGCCGUCAAGAUGGCCGCCGCGACCAGUCCUGGGUUCGGACCGGACUCUCAGUGGUUGGGCAUCCGCACCAUGGACAUGAGAAAUUGCACCCUUGCUACAUCGCUGCUCAUCGUCCAUCAGGUCAUCAAUGCCACUGCUGUAGAGAUCAAGUGGUCAGUCUCGGCGUCCAAGGAUACCUUAGGGGGUGAAGGGUCAAACAUCCAUGGUUUCAAGAUGACCCUGACCUCUUACAACGAUGGGUCGCAGCAGAUGAGGAUGUUCCUCAGGGACGCCAGGACGGUCAUCCUUGGAGGGCUAGAACGACAGACAGCAUACAAUCUUGUGAUGCAAGGAUGGAACGAGUGUGGAGAUGGUCAUGUGACCUCUAUUGCAUUUCAGAUGCCACGUAUUGAUCCUUCAAGCCGGCAAUUCAUCUUGCUCCGACCGUAUAAUGUCCGAGCCCAAUCUGUGUCACCCAAGGCCAUCAAUGUACAAUGGGAGCCUCCACAAACAUCCAUCACUAUCUCCUACUACUCAAUUCUUGCUGAGCCAACCAAGAACUCCCAUGCUAAGACAGCAGAGACAUUCAGCCCAACAUGCUCGAUAGAGUUGACGAAUUUGGAGGCAUUCACGGAGUACAGGAUUACUGUGAAAGCUCAUGGGAACGGUAUGGACAGCGACUACACUUCUCCUAUUUGGAGGAAAACAAGGGAAGAUAUCCCGUCUGCACCUACUGAUGUGAGUCUGAUCACACCCGAUGAAUCGCCUGGAGCUGUGCUGGUAGAAUGGCAACCACCUAGGUAUCCUAACGGUAUCAUCACUACAUACCACGUCACCUGCCAGGCCCUGAAUGCAUCCCAUCCGCAUCGAGAUAAUGCUACCAUAGUAACCAAUGGUACUACUCUGCAAGCAGUAUUCCACAAUCUUAAGUCUGGACAUCACUAUGCUUUCACGGUAGAGGCAUUUACCAGCGUAGGAAAGGGUCCAAGAUCAUCAAGAGUCACCUACAUUGUAAGGGUUCAGGAGCCCCCAAAUAAAACCCCAUACCCAGAGCUGGUGAAUGAUUUGGAGAAAGGAAUUGUGGUUGGGAUUGUGCUUGCGACGCUCUGUAUCAUGAUCUGUACACUACUGCUUCUCUUCAGACACAGGAGAGAUUGCACCUGUCACCACAAGUUCUGCGUAACCAAACAAGAAGAGAGACCGAUGCCAGGCAUAGAGUUAGGAGAAACAAAAACAGUAGAAACACAGCUUUAUAGUCCACUCCCACAAUCAGCAGUCUUGCAGCAUCAGCUCUGCAACGAUCAAGAAGACCCGAAAAGUAGAGAACCGUUACUGCAUGACCUCAGUCUCACCAAGCCUCACUUUGGCUACCUCAAUGGAACCACACUCACCGUUAAUAACAGCACCACCACCAGUAAGAUACCACCUCAUACACAGCAACAGCAUCAGGAGUCCAGUCUACCUCAUCUGGCCAGCACAAGCCAUCAGGAAUCCCCUUCUCAAUGCUCCUCUCAACCCCUAACUUUCUGCCCUGAAGCGACAACGAGUAGUGGGAGCAGCCAGCAAGACAUCGUCGCAAAGGUUGCAGAAACAUCCACCCACCAGUGUUUGGUCCAUCCAGACCUUGCAUCUACCUCAGUGAUAGACGAGUCGCACGUAGCACUGCUACAAGAACAAAACCUCCCGGAUGGCUCGGGCACAGAUUCACCGCCGCGCCCAGCCUCGUACCGGGGCACCAACAGCGAUAGCGGAAUGGACGGUGACAUAGACUGGGAGAUCGGUGACGAUCCUGACGAUGCCGGUUCAAACACUGGGCAUGCAGUUGAUCCCAGUACCUACCUCAGCAGGAAAACAAGUUUUCACAGUGAUCAAGAAGGGACUAAUCCAGACUUCAACUCCAAGGCACUCUACCUCUGUAGUGGGGAUGUCACCUAUGCGUAAAGUCAAGAUUUAGAACUUGCAGGGAAAAAAACUUGGAUUUCUUUUUUUAUCAGGGCGUAGAGUAAAUGUUAUCUUUUCUAAGUGUUUGGUAAUUGUUUACACACUCUGCUGGCAACUCUACCUGUGUGUUCAUCUGAGGUGGACACGCGAACGUCUAACGAUCAAACAUCUGAUGUGUGGUUUACCGUGAUAUUAAGGAGUAGUGGUGUGCUUUCCUUAGGAUUCAAACAUGCGAAGGAGCCGUGGUGAUGAGGAGUCACCUUCAGUUCGUGGCAGCGGAUCUGUGUCAACUUUAAUUUUGAUUCGUUCAAAGAGGAUCGAUCGAGCUCCUUUGAAAAAGAAGAGAUUGAAAGAAAGAGUGAGAUAUAGAAGAUUUUAAAGAGAGUGAGUGAGUAGAAAAUGUUAUCGUAGUAUAUUACCUCAAACUGACCUCAAUGGACUACUCAAAAGCCACAAUGCUUCCAUAGGAAGGUAGGUACGUGCAUGGACACAGCCCAACACCUUAUCUCAUGAUCAUGUUAUUUGUUGUAUUCAAACAUGCUGGGAGCUUUAAUUCUUCAACCUCAACAUGAUUGUCCUUUCCUUGGAGUGAGAAAAUUCGUCGUGCGUUUGCUUUGAAAUGUGAGGGAUAAAACCAGCUAUUGGAGAAAGACGAAUAAUGAAUGAAAUCCCCCUUCUUCAUACAUUUACAUGUAUCUUAAAAAAGAUCUAUUGAUAACAGUUAAUAUAAUAUUUGAAGACAGUGAAGAAGAACAAAAUGAAUGAACAUAUGAACUUUCCAUCCAGCAUUUAUUUCUUGAUUGGAGCAACUAAUCAAGCAAAUAUUACCUCUCUUAUUUCUACAAAAUAUAUUGGGUAUUUCCUGAAAUUAUUGUUUUAGUUUCAAGGAUAGCGUUUAUAUCUGUAGUGGAAGUCCAUUAGAAGAGUGUAAAUGAUGCAAUUUGGGAAUAUUGGCUUCAGGACCUCAAAGAAGCUUAACCUUAUCCAUAGCUGCCAACUAUUACUAAACUUCAUCAUAAAUAAGAAUUUCAGACCCUCUGUACAAAAUUAUGAAUGCACCUUCAAGAAAUAUGAAAAUGAGCGCAAAUAUGCCUGUAUGCUAUGAAUACAGACAUAAUACAUGGCGCAAUGCCAAACUUAAAAAAAAAAUGAAAUCGGUGGGAUGCAUGUACACACAGUCUAUCUUGCAUGGGAAGAUUGCCUUGUUGCGCUUGCUAUCCAGAGUGUUUAAGUUCAGUGGUACAUACCAAGGAGCUUACACAGUGCAUUGAAUAAUAUACACAGAAUACGUUGCGCAAUCAUGCACUCAUUUGGUCCUGGUUGGAUAUUCAUACAACCAUUAUUUGCAUGACAUUAUGUACACUUCUAUUACAAGUGUUGGCAGUUAUGCUUAUCUACCUGUUUUGGGAGAAGAUUCUUGUUUUUAACUCAUCAUGUCAUUUGUUAUAUUCACAUGCCAAUGGCAUUGUUAAGGAUCUACCUUGCUUUGAUUGGUUUCCCAAUCCUAAUGCUUUCUAGGCUGUCAGCUAAUGUUCUAUACAAAUUUACCUCUUCCUACUUGUCAUAUAACACAAAAUAGAGAGAAAAAAAAUGUUUAUUACAGUUUGGAGUUUUUGAUUAGAAGCAUCAAAUGUAGACACUUUCUACCUCUAUUAUAAAAGAGAAAGAUUACCACCAAAUGACAUUGCCUUUCUACUACAUCAGGAUUUGUUUUUGAGUUUCAUUCUCAUCUUUGUAUUCAUUCGGCAGUCUUUGGGCAAAGAAAACAGCAACAAGGGUUUCUGGAAAUCUUCCGUCUCAAACCAGUGUCAUCCUAUUCUCUGAGUAAAACAACUAUCAUUGUAAACAAAAAAUGAUUUUCAAACUUUUAAUUUUCCAAUUCUAAUGCUCUCUAGGACGUCAGCGAAUAUUCUAUACACAUUUACCUAUUCCUACUUGUCAUAUCACAGAAAAAUGAGAACUUAAAAAAAAUUAUUGUUUGGAGAUUUAGAUUAGAUACAUCAAAUAUAGACAAGUUCUACCUCUAUAA
Molecule: messenger RNA, 5878 nt
Organism: Strongylocentrotus purpuratus (purple sea urchin)
Lineage: Eukaryota; Metazoa; Echinodermata; Echinoidea; Camarodonta; Strongylocentrotidae
Product: protogenin B
Exons: 19
Coding region: 190-3849 (1219 amino acids)
Biological process (GO): cell-cell adhesion; axon guidance
Cellular component (GO): axon; plasma membrane
Molecular function (GO): protein binding
Source: RefSeq, a predicted model, not a curated record